AUCUAGAGAUGCUAUAAAUAUUCAGCGCAACCCCUAGAACUGGAAAAUUCCGCGCUGUCUUUCCUUCAGAUAGAAAGGAGAUUCUCGUUCUCUCAGUCUCAAGAACACCAGAAGCAUCAGCAAUCAUCACACACCAACCCAGCGUCUCGACCGAUUCCGCAAGAACUCGCCGGAACCCUAUUUCCGUUUAUCUUUUCCCCAUCAAGAAACAGAGGAAGAAGGAGAGAGGAGCCGCUCGAGUGGAGGCGGAAGUUCGAUUCCGAGGAGGACCGGGAGCGGAAAAGGCGAAGGAGGGUUUCGACUUGGGAGGGUUUGCGGUGGCGCGCAUGUCGCCGGAGAUCGUCGAAAGGAAGAGGUCACGGAGUAGAAAGGAAGGUUCUAUGUCCGUGGCAGAGACAUUGGCAAAAUGGAAACAAUACAACGACCAGCUCGAUCCGCAGGCCAAUGGAGACAAGCCUGCGCGUAGGGUGCCCGCCAAGGGUUCGAAAAAGGGGUGUAUGAAAGGCAAAGGUGGUCCCGAGAAUACGACCUUCAAUUACAGAGGAGUGAGGCAGAGGACUUGGGGCAAAUGGGUUGCUGAAAUCCGAGAGCCGAACCGAGGGAGUAGGUUGUGGCUGGGCACGUUCCCGACUGCAAUCGAAGCUGCUAAGGCUUAUGAUGAAGCUGCGACCGCAAUGUACGGUCCAUGUGCGAGGUUGAAUUUCCCCACCGCGUCUCAUCCCAUGUCGUUCGGUGACUUGGAUGCCAGAGCCACAACACCGGUGGGCACUACUGCUAACACGACUGGUACCCCAAGCACUGGUUAUUCUGCUGGUACCCCGAGCACUGGUUAUUCGGCGGGCACCCCAAGCGAGGCCACGACAUUGUCCAGUCAGUCAGAAUUGACUGGUGGCCCAGAGGUUAAGGACGGGGAUCGCAAGGGUGAGUCGAAUGCAGAUGGUGGAGAGAUGGAGCCGAAGAGCGAAUCCAUUGUUGAUUUCGACUGGCUGAGUGACUAUGCCGUGGAUGACCUGUUCGAUGUGGACGAAUUGUUAAGGACUUUGGAGUCUGAUCCGAAGUUCUCCUCAGAUGUCAAGAUGGAGCAUUAGAACAAUUUAGAACACAAUAGAUAGUUUUUGCCGGGGGGGGAGUGAGUUUUCUUAUGAAGAAAGUAUUAAAUUUGUUCUUUCACUGACUGAUAUUGGAUAUAAUCUUCUAUUAGAUCGGACAAUUACGUUUUUAGGAGUGAAUUGUCUGUGGGGCUUUCUGAGUAUUGGUUUCAUUUGUUUUUUGUAUGCCGAACUCUGCAAUGGUGAACUGUACAGUGGAAUACUGAAUAAAGGACUGGAUAUACUGAUUUGUUCCUGGUUGUGA
This is a messenger RNA of Eucalyptus grandis, 1353 nucleotides long. Its product is annotated as dehydration-responsive element-binding protein 2B. Lineage: Eukaryota; Viridiplantae; Streptophyta; Magnoliopsida; Myrtales; Myrtaceae. The transcript has 2 exons. Bases 327 to 1088 code for a protein of 253 amino acids. The record is from RefSeq and is a predicted model, not a curated record. Gene Ontology annotation, molecular function: transcription cis-regulatory region binding; DNA-binding transcription factor activity. Gene Ontology annotation, cellular component: nucleus. Gene Ontology annotation, biological process: positive regulation of DNA-templated transcription; response to stress.